This is a messenger RNA of Parnassius apollo (apollo), 369 nucleotides long. Lineage: Eukaryota; Metazoa; Arthropoda; Insecta; Lepidoptera; Papilionidae. The record is from the annotation of a GenBank genome assembly.
AUGAAGAACCGCCUGUUUGCAGAUAUAUAUACUUUUGAACAACAAUUUAAAGCAACAAGUUUAUCAUUGUACACUCUUGAAAAAGAUAUGUGUGACAUUUGUACUAGUUACACAGCAGGCAAUUUGAGCGAGGCUGAAUAUCAAAUGCAUAUUAUAGAAAAGGAUAGAGCUAGACAUGAAAAGGAAAUUGAUAAAAAGAAAGUUGCUGACGGAAACAUCAGUGAUUCGCAUGAAGACAAGUUCAUAUUUCAAAUGACGUUGGAUUACUUCGAAGCGAUCUCGUCAGUAUCAGGCGAGAAUUAUUUUCUGGAAGAUAAAUCCAAGCAACAAGAACCAGAAGCGACACCCCGUUUGCAUCACGUUCUAUAA